This is a messenger RNA of Laccaria bicolor S238N-H82, 693 nucleotides long. RefSeq lists its product as uncharacterized. NCBI's taxonomy places the organism in Eukaryota, Fungi, Basidiomycota, Agaricomycetes, Agaricales, Hydnangiaceae. The transcript has 6 exons. Bases 1 to 693 code for a protein of 230 amino acids. The record is from RefSeq and is a predicted model, not a curated record.
AUGCCCUCAGAGACUGGUGGACAGCUCGUUGUGCCCGAGGUCGAUCGAUAUAAUCGUCAUGUGAAGAUGUGGGCGGUUGGAUGGCGGACAUCGGCGUCGUGUCACUUUACACGAUGGCCCAAGCGGACAGGAACGACGGGACUUAACGGGUUUGCUUUUACCCAACCUUUACCACGUCAAGGUGUCGACGCCUUGUCAUCCGAGCGCGCUCCCAAAGUCCGUAUCCCGGCCAGAAAUUCGCUUACCUGCAUAAUACCUGCCUACAUUUCUACUCCUGCAGCCAUCCAAUUGAACACAGUUGCAAAGAGAAAUCGCCAAUGGGCGUUGUUGACCAGGAAAGCUUUGCUCCUGUUUAUUUUCUUUGCCGCUGAUGUAAUCGCUUUUCACGUCUUGUACGGUCACUGGCGAAGGGGAGCUUGGGAUGCUAACGGCUCCAGGGGUCGCAUGAAGGUAAGAAGUUGGAGUUACAUCAAGCAUUCAGUCACCCGUAGCCCCAUUUUCGCGCCACGGUCUUAUUUAGAAGGAUCUCUCCUUGUCCAUGGAGCUCGCUACACGUUUGGUCGAGACCACCUCGACAGCGGCUACAAAAAAGUCGAGGUCGCGUUCAGGGUCGCCGUCUGCCCAUACAGUCUGUACACCAAUAAUGACGAAUGGUUAAAGUGCCCGCAGUUCACCGAGUUUCAUACACUCUGA